Molecule: messenger RNA, 1193 nt
Organism: Acanthochromis polyacanthus (spiny chromis)
Lineage: Eukaryota; Metazoa; Chordata; Actinopteri; Pomacentridae
Gene: sec61b
Product: SEC61 translocon subunit beta
Exons: 4
Coding region: 161-454 (97 amino acids)
Biological process (GO): intracellular protein transport
Cellular component (GO): Sec61 translocon complex
Source: RefSeq, a predicted model, not a curated record
UCGCUGGUCUUGCGAUUCGCCGUCGUGUCCUUUUUAGAUCCGCGUCAGCUUUGUGGGUUCCCUUCUCAAGUUUUGACCAAAUCACACAUCGGCUGUCUGCUGGACAUCAGCGUGAAGAAGGUCUCAGGGUUUCAUCUCGAAUCAGGACAAAUUUAACAAAAUGCCUGGACCAGCAGCGAGUGCAACCAACGUCGGGGCGUCUGGCCGUUCCCCCAGCAAGACAGUGGCCCCCCGAGCAGCCGGUUCCACAGUCAGACAGAGGAAAGCCACCAGCAGCGGCACUCGCAGCGGUGGCAGGACCACCGGAUCAGCGGGCACCGGCGGCAUGUGGCGCUUCUACACCGAAGACUCACCAGGCCUCAAAGUCGGUCCGGUUCCAGUUCUGGUGAUGAGUCUUCUGUUCAUCGCUUCUGUCUUCAUGCUCCACAUCUGGGGGAAAUACACUCGUUCUUAAAGCGCCUGCUGACCUCUGACCCUCGGCUUCUUAACUCUUCGGACCGGACCAAACAGCAGCCCCGUUUCCCUUCAACGCCAUCACUACGACGACACACGAAUUGGAUUUCUGUGUCCGUUUCGACACUUAAUCUGCAUCAGACUUUUGGUAAACACCUCGUUGCUUCUUCCCGUCACUACCUGUUUUUUUUUUGUUUUUUUUUUUACAUUCGAUGGGGUGAAUCGGACAAAGUAACACCAGCUUGGAUCCAGCACAGGACCCGCCGGUGGACAUUUUUGUUUUCAGGCCGCUUAGCAAACAUUUCUCUCUUUUUUUUUUUUUUUUUUGUUAACAGCAUUUGUACAAAAUGUUAUUGUAAUAUUGUACAAUAAAAAAGUGAUAAUUAAUAAGUGUGCCGGUGUGUGUGUUUUUGAAAUUUAACCUCACUUUGUUUGAGUGAAAUAACCCUGUUUUUGUUUAUCAAGUCAUCCGAAGCUGAACGAGGCUUUUGUGUGAAAUAUUCUCGGUGACAAGUGAUGUUUUGUCACUUUUAACCUUCUGCAUCCAUUACCAGACUAUUGACAGCUGUACAUUCCUCCAAAAGUCACUUAGAAAUGUUUGUUUGAACAAAAAUUACAGCUUGGAUGGUGCUUUUAGGGAGAGCAACAGGAAUACUAAAACAGAAACCGAAAUGUUAAGUGUGAAGUUUCAGUGUGAUUGACAGAUCGAUUAAUGAUUAAACAAGUUUCUAAACUUACAA